Orbicella faveolata is the source of this 4186-nucleotide messenger RNA. RefSeq names its product heparan-sulfate 6-O-sulfotransferase 1-B-like. Gene Ontology annotation, cellular component: membrane. NCBI's taxonomy places the organism in Eukaryota, Metazoa, Cnidaria, Anthozoa, Scleractinia, Merulinidae. The record is from RefSeq and is a predicted model, not a curated record. Gene Ontology annotation, molecular function: heparan sulfate 6-sulfotransferase activity.
UUACUGUCUCAAGCCCUUCAUGACUUUGCCAAGAUUUCUAAGUGGGUGCUGGGGACAUUCCAUACUCCGCAGCAUUUCCUUAAGUGUGGACUGGACUUGAUCCUAUAUAUAUUUUUUGUAACAGCUGCUUCCAAGAUCCACAAUUUACAUUUGAUUGAACUAAUCUUGUUGCUUUUUGUUUGAAGCUGAGUGGUGGUGGUGGAUGGACACUGGAGUAUCCAUUAACAACACCUGCUGCUCAGAAUCAGCUAAGUAUGGUCUGAUGCUCUUCUCAUUGUAAUUGCUAUUUUCACUUGGUGGGUUGGUGGUAAUGAAGGCAAGCCAAUUUUAACUGGAUGGUAACUUCAUACAGUGUCUACAAAUUUAGACACUUUUGGGAUGAUGAUUUUUUUUCCUCUUCCAAAUGAAAUUAUUGCCAUUGCCUCUGUCUUUGUUGUUGUUGAAUUGAGCCCCUCAUUUCAUCCUCCUACAGUUAACACUUGACUGUCUAACUAGCCUCUUCACUAAAACUUCAUGGCUAUUAAAAUCUUAUUUGUUAAAUUGGAAAUGCCACCUUAAUACCUUUGUGCCAUACAACCAUUCUACUGAGGUCAACAUGCCUCAUCAAAAGAAUGAUUUGGGGCUACGUGGGGGGUGUUACUCUGUAAUUUGCUUAAUCCAUUCUAUUUCAGAACUGGAAUAACAGAUUAUGGAUGUGUAGAUUGGCGAGCCUGUGAUUGUGCCCCCUCUCCUUGUGUAAAAAAAAAAUUGGGAUCACAAGUUACAGAUUGGCAAGAGUGCUAGUUUGGUGCUAACUUUUUGUGUAUUCUGGGUUUGAAUUUGGUUAAUAAAGUGUUUUUUAAGACCUUGAGCCUGUUGCAGUAUUUUUUUAAAAAAUGAAUGCCUUUAGUGCUGCUGUUCAUGGCAACCACAUCUUAAUCAAGUUAUCUGGUCUCAGAAGUUAUCAGACCUCUGUUUUAUGUCUCUCUUUCCAUGUCUGCUCUCCUUCCUUCCAUCACGGCUCUCCCCUGAUGUCUGCACUUUUUUCUAAUCAGGCCCACCUGUCUCACAGGAUACAAGUAAUCCCUUGCUAGUGAAAAUUUUUAAGUGUUGUAUAAGAACAAUAGCGUCUAUUUGGUGCGAAAAUAUGCUUGGAUAUUUGUCUGCAGACAAGAAGAGAAGAGUUUUCCAAGUGCAAAGCUUGAGGAACACUGGGAGCUUCGAGGAACAUUAUUCCCAAGGACAAAUAUUCGACCACAUAAAGUCAAAGGAGGGUUAUUGCAGUUAUUAUCAUUCAAACAUUUUUCACAAUUUGAAAAAUGGCGAAUAUCAUUCAGAUAUUCCACAUCCAGUCAUCCGACAUGCUUUAACCAAUCAGCAAGAGAACAGAAACUUUUGAUGGUUAUAAAGUUUAACAGACCCUGAGUUGAUAACGUAGCAUGAGAAAAAUAGUUGGAAGAAAUGGACCUAUUUGGUAAAAGUGCGGCCAUUUUCAUUUCUUUUGUUUCAAAUAGCUACCGAAAAGGUCCAUUGCAAAGAUUUGAGGAGUAAAAUUGUCAGGACUGUUCUUACUGUGUCAGGGUAUUGACAGUCUGUUACCAAGCGAAACAAGUAUACUUCCACAACCUAUUUUCAGCUAUAACAAAACUCUUGGAGGGUAGCCUGUUCAAAAGGGUGACAAGGGAGUGUUAAGAUUUGUGAGCUUGAAAAAAGCAAAGUAGGUGAACUAAUCUAGUAUUGGUGACUACUUAAUUUGACUAAAUAGUCUGCAAAGAGAAAGGAUUAUUUUGGUUACAUUUAGGUCAACAUGUCUAGCACUAUCUCCCUAACAUUUUGCUGACGUGAGAGAAGAUACCCUUCCCUGCCUUCCGUCAAGGGUUGUGAAAGAUAUUCCCAGGUAGCUAAAGUUUGAUAUUUUAGUUUGUUUUGCUCCUGUACCAAUAUCAAUUGAAAACAUUUUAACAUUUCCAUUAAGUAUCCUUGGGAAUACUACAAUAAUUUGGAAGAGACCAAGAAAAGAAUAAUCUGCCCCACAACCAAAACCCUAUAGAUUGCUUAUGCAAUCUCCAGGUCAAAAACCUGAGUGUUAAGGCAUGAAAGCAUGCAUACCUAGAGUGCCUCUGCUUGAGUUUACGUGAACUACCUAAAUCCAUUCAUUACAGAUCCAUAUUUCUCCCUUUGAAAUAUACUUCUUGCAGCCGGUUCUUUUUUCGUAGGAUGCGUGAUCGUGAAUGAACAAUGGUGGGGUACAGAGAAGAGGGAGGAUGAAGAGGGCAUGCCACACCCAUAUUAAAACCCCCUACCCGUCUCUGAUUUUGGAGAGAAAGAAGUAUAAUGAAAGCGGUCUACUUUUACAGAUUCAGUUAGCCCGUCCCAGGCAUAGGGUCAUUGGGAGAAGCAAGAAAAAGCGGCGAGAGAGGAUUGAGGGGCGGGGCGGGGGCAGGGCCGCCUGUGAGAGGGCUUGGGGCGAGAAGCUUUCUAACGCCACACUAGUCUUGAAGCCUAAUCCUUUUUUUCUCCCGAUUUUUGUGUAUUGCGUCCUUGCAGACCGAACAUCUGGAACUGGCGGGAAAUUUAGUGCAUGCUUUUCAAAAACAGUCGCUAUUUUCACCUAUCCAGACCAGCCCAAUUUAUUGUUUACAACGUGCCAAUUUAAUUUGCACCAUGAGACAGGCUGGAGACCAGACUCCCAAUGUGCACAGUUUGGUGUCAUAUCAUAUUAUUGUUCGCGGUGAAGAGUUUGAGCGACCGCUCGUAGAUUGUCAGAUUUGGCGGUCCAUAUCUCGCAAGCCUCAGGGAAGUCAGCUUUGCUAUGACGUUUUACGGAAAGAUGAAGUCUUAUUUUAUUUUCACCGUGGCCGUUUUAGGUGUUGUUGGGAUUCUAAUGAUGUAUGUGUACUCACAGAACGGUUACCACGAUCGAAGAAUAGCUGCCGUCGCGGCGGAAUCUAGAACGUAUAAUUAUCCUCAUACAAACGUCGGAAAGAAAUACCGUUUCGACGUCAAGGGAGAGGACAUAAUUGUUUUUCUACACAUGCAAAAGACAGGCGGAACAAAGUUCGGUAAACAUUUGGUAAAAAACUUGGACCUAAAAUAUCCAUGCGACUGUGUUCCGAGACGGAAACGUUGUGCGUGCAAGAGGCCUAACUCCGAAAAGAUUUGGCUUUUUUCUCGUUAUUCGAUGGGCUGGCCGUGUGGAUUGCACGCUGACUGGACUGAAUUGCAAAGCUGUGUUCCGAAUAUUAUUAACAAACGAGAAGGAAAGAAACGAACAAGAAAAUAUCUUUACAUUACAAUUUUACGCGAGCCAGUUUCGAGGUUUGUGAGUGAAUUUCACUGUUACCAGCGAGGUGCCACUUGGAAGAACUCGCUACAUUUGUGUAAUGGCAGAGCUCCAACGAAAGAGGAAUUGCCACCUUGCUAUACAGGAGAAAACUGGACAGAUCUAACGCUACCGGACUUUUUGAAGUGUUCUUCAAAUCUCGCCAUUAAUCGGCAAACUCGGAUGCUGGCAGACUUGAGAUUGGUGGGUUGUUACAACAGAAACGCGAUGUCACGCGAACGCAGAGAAGAGAUUUUAUUACAAAGUGCUAUGAAAAAUCUUGACAGCAUGGCUUAUUUUGCUCUUAUGGAGUAUCAGAUCGAAAGUCAGUACCUGUUCGAGAGGACGUUUGGAAUGAAAUUUCGACAGCCUUUUGUUCAAAUGAGUAGCGAAGAGACCAGAGCGGGAGCGAUUGUUCUGGACGCGAAGAAUAUCACGCGUAUUCGAGAUCUGAACCAUCUUGAUAUUGCUUUAUAUUCGUUUGCUGAAAAGCUUUUCUUCGAGAGACUAAACUAUUUUAAAAGAAAGGACGAGGAAGACAUGUUAAUGACAGAUUCUUAGUGACGGCAUUUCUCAUCCAAUCAUAUUAUUCAAUCCUUGCUCAAAUGCAUGCCUUAUCUUUGUAUUGAAAUGCGGUUCCUAAAAUGGCGUGUGAUAACUUCUUAAAUUAAUCAAUAGAUAUAUUAAUGUUUGUUUGCGAAAAUGUUGGAGAAACUUAUUUGUGGGUAGCGUGCGUUGUAAACGUGAAGGAGAAUGCCUUUUUUUAUGACAUUUGACAAAGUUGGUACAAGAACGUGAAAAAUGAUCAUCCCAGUAAAUUUUCCAAUUUAAGCAAUUGGCAAGAGGAAGCCUGAAAAAAAAAAUCAGGGCUUCAACAGGAUUCGA